GGCUGCGCCGCGCACCUCGCAUCUAUGAUUCUGCUGACGAGACGUCCGCGUUUUUAAUCAUCCGAAGUGUUUAAAUAAUUACUACUAAUUUGUUUUAUAUGUACCGGUUGUUUAAUUUAACGACGUAAUACUUUACAUAGCAUUUAAAACACACGACUUUGUAAACAUGGCGUUUAUCAAAGAGGAGACCGUAGACAUCAGGAUUGAAGAAGUUUUCUGUCUCAAACAAGAAGAUUUCGAGAAACUCAGAGACUUGACAGCAACUAAAGAGACGAAUGAAGUGCUGAAUAAAAUGGAAGAAGAUCAGCAUGAGAACCAUCAUGAUUUCAUAACUGAAGAAAAAUCUUUCAGUUGCUCAGAGAUUAAGAAGACUUCCUCUCGAAAAACAGUUAAAAAAGCGAUAGGAGCUAGAAGUUGUUUUACCUGCUUUCAGUGUGGAAAGCUUUUCACUUUUAAAGGAAGCCUCGCCAGGCAUAUGAGAAUACACACUGGAGAGAAACCUUUUACCUGCCUUCAGUGUGGAAAACACUUCAGACACAAAACAAACCUUAACAGGCAUAUGAGGAUUCACACUGGAGAGAAGCCUUACACAUGCCAACAGUGUGGAAAGAGUUUUCAUCAACAUGUAAACCUUAAAGCACACAUAAGAACUCACAAUCGUGAAAAACUUUAUUCGUGCUGGCAGUGUGGAAAAACUUUUGCUCAACAAGGAAACCUCGACGUCCACAUGAAAAUUCAUACAGAAGAAAACCCUACCUGUCAACAGUGUGGAAAAAGUUUCAAACGAAUAGGAAACCUUAAGAACCACAUGAUAAUUCACUCUAGAGAAAAGCCUUACACAUGCCUUCAGUGUGGAAAGGGUUUUCAUCAACAAAGAAACCUUGAAGUCCACAUGAAAGUUCAUACAGGAGAAAGGGCUUUUACCUGCCAACAGUGUGGAAAACAAUUCAACCAAAAAGUAAACCUUGAAGCUCACUUGAAAGUACACACUGGAGAAAGCCAUUUCACUUGCAAGCAGUGCGGAAAACGUUUCACUCAAAAAGGAAACCUUAACAGGCAUAUGCAAAUACACAGUGGAGAGAAGUCUUACUCGUGCCCUCAGUGUGGAGUAAGUUUCACACAAAAAGUGGUUCUCAAUAGGCAUAUAAGAAAUCAUACUAGGGAAAAGCCUUACACAUGCCUUCAGUGCGGAAAGAGUUUUGGUCAAAAUGAAAAGCUUGAAGUACACAUGAGAACACACAAUCGUGAAAAACUUUAUUCAUGCCGGCAGUGUGGAAAAUGUUUUGCUCAACAGGGAAACCUCGACGUCCACAUGAAAAUUCAUACAGAAGAAAACCCUUUUACCUGUCAACAGUGUGGAAAAAGUUUUGCUCAACAGGGAAACCUCGACGUCCACAUGAAAAUUCAUACAGAAGAAAACCUUUUUACCUGUCAACAGUGUGGAAAAAGUUUUGCUCAACAGGGAAACCUCGACGUCCACAUGAAAAUUCAUACAGAAGAAAACCCUUUUACCUGUCAACAGUGUGGAAAAAGUUUUGCUCAACAAGGAAACCUCGACGUCCACAUGAAAAUUCAUACAGAAGAAAACUCUUUUACCUGUCAACAGUGUGGAAAAAGUUUCAAACGAAUAGGAAACCUUAAGAACCACAUGAUAAUUCACUCUAGAGAAAAGCCUCACACAUGCCAUCAGUGUGGAAAGGGUUUUCAUCAACAAAGAAACCUUGAAGUCCACAUGAAAGUUCAUACAGGAGAAAGGGCUUUUACCUGCCAACAGUGUGGAAAACAAUUCAACCAAAAAGUAAACCUUGAAGCUCACUUGAAAGUACACACUGGAGAAAGCCAUUUCACUUGCAAGCAGUGCGGAAAACAUUUCACUCAAAAAGGAAACCUUAACAGGCAUAUGCAAAUACACAGUGGAGAGAAGUCUUACUCGUGCCCUCAGUGUGGAGUAAGUUUCACACAAAAAGUGGUUCUCAAUAGGCAUAUAAGGAAUCAUACUAGGGAAAAGCCUUACACACGCCUUCAGUGCAGAAAGAGUUUUGAUCAAAAUGAAAAGCUUGAAGUACACGUGAAAGUUCACAGUGGAGAAAAACCUUUUACCUGCCUUCUGUGUGGAAAACACUUCAGUCACAAAACAAACCUUAACAGGCAUAUGAGGAUUCACACUGGAGAGAAGCCUUACACAUGCCAACAGUGUGGAAAGAGUUUUCAUCAACAUGUAAACCUUAAAGUACACAUGCGAACUCACAAUCGUGAAAAACUUAAUUCGUGCCGGCAGGGUGGAAAAAGUUUUGCACAACAGGGAAACCUCGACGUCCACAUGAAAAUUCAUACAGAAGAAAACCCUUUUACCUGUCAACAGUGUGGAAAAAGUUUUGCUCAACAGGGAAACCUCGACGUCCACAUGAAAAUUCAUACAGAAGAAAACCUUUUUACCUGUCAACAGUGUGGAAAAAGUUUUGCUCAACAGGGAAACCUCGACGUCCACAUGAAAAUUCAUACAGAAGAAAACCCUUUUACUUGUCAACAGUGUGGAAAAAGUUUUGCUCAACAGGGAAACCUUGACGUCCACAUGAAAAUUCAUACAGAAGAAAACUCUUUUACCUGUCAACAGUGUGGAAAAAGUUUCAAACGAAUAGGAAACCUUAAGAACCACAUGAUAAUUCACUCUAGAGAAAAGCCUCACACAUGCCUUCAGUGUGGAAAGGGUUUUCAUCAACAAAGAAACCUUGAAGCCCACAUGAAAGUUCAUAAAGGAGGAAGGGCUUUUACCUGCCAACAGUGUGGAAAACAUUUCAACCAAAAAGUAAACCUUGAAGCUCACUUGAAAGUACACACUGGAGAAAGCCAUUUCACUUGCAAGCAGUGCGGAAAACAUUUCACUCAAAAAGGAAACCUUAACAGGCAUAUGCAAAUACACAGUGGAGAGAAGUCUUACUCGUGCCCUCAGUGUGGAGUAAGUUUCACACAAAAAGUGGUUCUCAAUAGGCAUAUAAGAAAUCAUACUAGGGAAAAGCCUUACACACGCCUUCAGUGCAGAAAGAGUUUUGAUCAAAAUGAAAAGCUUGAAGUACACGUGAAAGUUCACAGUGGAGAAAAACCUUUUACCUGCCUUCUGUGUGGAAAACACUUCAGUCACAAAACAAACCUUAACAGGCAUAUGAGGAUUCACACUGGAGAGAAGCCUUACACAUGCCAACAGUGUGGAAAGAGUUUUCAUCAACAUGUAAACCUUAAAGUACACAUGCGAACUCACAAUCGUGAAAAACUUAAUUCGUGCCGGCAGGGUGGAAAAAGUUUUGCACAACAGGGAAACCUCGACGUCCACAUGAAAAUUCAUACAGAAGAAAACCCUUUUACCUGUCAACAGUGUGGAAAAAGUUUUGCUCAACAGGGAAACCUCGACGUCCACAUGAAAAUUCAUACAGAAGAAAACCUUUUUACCUGUCAACAGUGUGGAAAAAGUUUUGCUCAACAGGGAAACCUCGACGUCCACAUGAAAAUUCAUACAGAAGAAAACCCUUUUACUUGUCAACAGUGUGGAAAAAGUUUUGCUCAACAGGGAAACCUUGACGUCCACAUGAAAAUUCAUACAGAAGAAAACUCUUUUACCUGUCAACAGUGUGGAAAAAGUUUCAAACGAAUAGGAAACCUUAAGAACCACAUGAUAAUUCACUCUAGAGAAAAGCCUCACACAUGCCUUCAGUGUGGAAAGGGUUUUCAUCAACAAAGAAACCUUGAAGCCCACAUGAAAGUUCAUAAAGGAGGAAGGGCUUUUACCUGCCAACAGUGUGGAAAACAUUUCAACCAAAAAGUAAACCUUGAAGCUCACUUGAAAGUACACACUGGAGAAAGCCAUUUCACUUGCAAGCAGUGCGGAAAACAUUUCACUCAAAAAGGAAACCUUAACAGGCAUAUGCAAAUACACAGUGGAGAGAAGUCUUACUCGUGCCCUCAGUGUGGAGUAAGUUUCACACAAAAAGUGGUUCUCAAUAGGCAUAUAAGAAAUCAUACUAGGGAAAAGCCUUACACACGCCUUCAGUGCAGAAAGAGUUUUGAUCAAAAUGAAAAGCUUGAAGUACACGUGAAAGUUCACAGUGGAGAAAAACCUUUUACCUGCCUUCUGUGUGGAAAACACUUCAGUCACAAAGCAAACCUUAACAGGCAUAUGAGGAUUCACACUGGAGAGAAGCCUUACACAUGCCAACAGUGUGGAAAGAGUUUUCAUCAACAUGUAAACCUUAAAGUACACAUGCGAACUCACAAUCGUGAAAAACUUAAUUCGUGCCGGCAGGGUGGAAAAAGUUUUGCACAACAGGGAAACCUAGAUGUUCACAUGAAAACUCAUACAGAAGAAAACUCUUUUACCUGUCAACAGUGUGGAAAAAGUUUCAAACGAAUUGGAAACCUUAAAUACCACAUGAGAUUUCACAUUAGAGAAAAGCUUUACACAUGCCAUCAGUGUGGAAAAAGUUUCACUCAAAAUGAAAAGCUUGAAGAACACAUGACAAUUCACACAGAAGAAAACCUUUCCACCAGCCAACAGUGUGGAGUAAGUUUCACUCAAAAAGUGGUUCUCAAUAGGCAUAUAAGAAAUCAUACUAGGGAAGAGCCUUACACAUGCCUUCAGUGCGGAAAGAGUUUUGAUCAAAAUGAAAAGCUUGAAGUACACGUGAAAGUUCACAGUGGAGAAAAACCUAUCACCUGCCUUCUGUGUGGAAAACACUUCAGUCACAAAGCAAACCUUACCAGGCAUAUGAGGAUUCACACUGGAGAGAAGCCCUACACAUGCCAACAGUGUGGAAAGAGUUUUCAUCAACAUGUAAACCUUAAAGUACACAUGAGAACUCACAAUCGUGAAAAACUUAAUUCGUGCCGGCAGGGUGGAAAAAGUUUCAGAAAGAAAUGUAUUCUCAACAGGCAUAUGAGAAUUCACACUGGUGAGAAGCCUUUUACCUGCCAACAGUGUGGAAAGCGUUUCAAACGAAAAGGAACCCUUAAGUAUCACAUGAGAAUUCACUCCAGGGAAGAAAAGCUUUACACAUGCCAUCAGUGUGGAAAGAGUUUUGAUCAAAAUGAAAAACUUGAAGAACACAUGACAAUUCACACAGAAGAAAACCUUUCCACCAGCCAACAGUGUGGAGUAAGUUUCACUCAAAAUGAGAUUCUCAAUAUGGACAAGAAAAUUCAGACUGGGGAGAAGCCUUACACAUUCCCUCAGUGUGGAAAGGGUUUUCAUCAACAAAGAAACCUUGAAGUCCACAUGAAAAUUAAUUCAGGAGAAAGGGCUUUUACCUGCCAACAGUGUGGAAAAUGUUUCAAUAAAAAAGGAAACCUUACCACCCAUUUGAGAAUUCACACUGGAGAGAAGCCUUACACAUGCCUUCAGUGUGGUAAGAGUUUUCAUCAGCAUGGACACCUUAAACUCCACAUGAGUAUUCAUACAGGAGAAAGGCCUUUUACAUGCCAUCAGUGUGGAAAGAGUUUCAAACGAAAAGGAACCCUGAAGUACCACAUGAUAAUGCACACUAGAAAAAAGGUUUACACAUGCCAUCAGUGUGGAAAGAGUUUCACUCAAAAUGAAAAGUUUGAAGAACACAUGACAGUUCACACCGAAGAAAACCUUUCCACCAGCCAACAGUGUGGAGUAAGUUUCACUCAAAAUUUGAUUCUCAAUAUGGACAAGAAAAAUCAGGCUGUGGAGAAGCAUUAUACAUGCCCUCAGUGUGGAAAGGGUUUUCAUCAACAAAUUAACCUUGAAGUUCACAUGAAAGUUCAUACAGGAGAAAGGCCUUUUACCUGCCAACAGAGUGGAAAACAAUUCAACCAAAAUGUAAACCUUGAAGCUCACUUGAAAGUACACACUGGAGAAAGCCAUUUCACUUGCAAGCAGUGCGGAAAACAUUUCAUUAAAAAAGGAAACCUUAACAGGCAUAUGCAAAUACACAGUGGAGAGAAGUCUUACUCGUGCCCUCAGUGUGGAAAGGGUUUUCAUCAAAAUGAAAAGCUUGAAGUCCACAUGAAAAUUCAUUCAGGAGAAAGGCCUUUUACCUGCCAACAGUGUGGAAAAUGUUUUGCUCAACAGGGAAACCUUGAUGCUCACAUGAAAAUUCAUACAGAAGAAAACCCUUAUACCUGUCAACAGUGUGGAAAAAGUUUCAGAAAGAAAUGGAUUCUCAACAGCCAUAUGAGAAUUCACACUGGAGAGAAGCCUUACACAUGUCUUCAGUGUGGAAAGAGUUUUCAUCAGCGUGGAAACCUUAAACUCCACAUGAGUAUUCAUACAGGAGAAAAGCCUUUUACCUGCCAACAGUGUGGAAAGACUUUUGAUCAAAAUGAAAAGCUUCAAGUACACAUGAGAAAUCACGUUGGAGAAAACUCUUUCACCUGUCAACAGUGUGGAGAAAGUUUCAGCAAGAAAUGGAUUCUCAACAGGCAUAUGAGAAUUCACACUGGAGAGAAGCCUUACACAUGUCUUCAGUGUGGAAAGAGUUUUCAUCAGCGUGGAAACCUUAAACUCCACAUGAGUAUUCAUACAAGAGAAAAGCCUUUUACCUGCCAACAGUGUGGAAAGCAUUUCAAACGAAAAGGAACCCUUAAGUACCACAUGAAAAUUCACUCCAGGGAGGAAAAGCCUCACACAUGCCAUCAGUGUGGAAAGAGUUUCGAUCAAAAUGAAAAGCUUGAAGAACACAUUACAAUUCACAUGGAAGAAAACCUUUCCACCAGCCAACAGUGUGGAGUAAGUUUCACUCAAAAUGAGAUUCCCCAUAUGGACAAGAAAAUUCAGACUGGGAAGAAUCCUUACACAUGCUCUCAGUGUGGGAAGGGUUUUCAUCAACAUAGAAACCUUAAAAUUCACAUGAAAGUUCAUACAGGAGAAAGGCCUUUUACCUGCCAACAGUGUGGAAAACAUUUCAAACGAAAAGGAAACCUUAAUUAUCACAUGAGCGUACACACUGGAGAAAGCCAUUUCACCUGCCAGCAGUGUGGACUAAGUUUCACUCAAAAAGGAAGCCUUAACAGGCAUAUGCGAAUACACACGGGAGAGAAACCUUACUCAUGCCCUCGGUGUGGAAAGAGUUUCGAUCAGCAUGGAAAUCUUAAAGUCCACAUGAGAAUUCACACUGGAGAAAAGCCUUACAAGUGUCUUCAGUGUGGAAAGAGUUUUGAUCAACAUGGAAACUUUAAAAUCCACAUGAAAAGUCAUACAGGGGAAAGGCCUUUUACCUGUCAACAGUGUGGAAAGCAUUUCAAACGAAUAGGAAACCUUAAGUACCACAUGAGAAUUCACUCCAGGGAGGAAAAGCUUUACACAUGCCAUCAGUGUGGAAAGAGUUUCACUCAAAAUGAAGAGUUUGAAAAACACAUGACAAUUCACGCCGAAGAAAACCUUUCCACCAGCCAACAGUGUGGAGUAAGUUUCACUCAAAAAGGGUUACUGAAUGUGGACAAGAAAAUUCAGACUGGGGAGAAGCCUUACACAUGCCCUCAGUGUGGAAAGGGUUUUCAUCAACAUAGAAACCUUAAAAUUCACAUGAAAGUUCAUACAGGAGAAAGGCCUUUUACCUGCCAACAGUGUGGAAAAUGUUUCAAACGAAAAGGAAACCUUAAUUAUCACAUGAGCGUACACACUGGAGAAAGCCAUUUCACCUGCCAGCAGUGUGGACUAAGUUUCACUCAAAAAGGAAGCCUUAACAGGCAUAUGCGAAUACACACGGGAGAGAAACCUUACUCAUGCCCUCGGUGUGGAAAGAGUUUCGAUCAGCAUGGAAAUCUUAAAGUCCACAUGAGAAUUCACACUGGAGAAAAGCCUUACAAGUGCCCUCAGUGUGGAAAGAGUUUUGAUCAACAUGGAAACUUUAAAGUCCAUAUGAGAGCUCACACUGGAAAGAGCCCUUUCAACUGUCAACAGUGUGGGAAAGGAUUCACCCGAAAAAGAAACCUUAAUUACCACACACAAAUUCAUACUGGAGAGAAGCCUUUCAUCUGCAAACAGUGUGGAAAGGGCUUCACUCAAAAAGAGAUUCUCAACAGACACAUGAAAAUUCACACUGAAGUUCAGAUGAGAAAUCAUACUGAAGAGACCCUUUUACCUACCAACAGUGUGGAACUUUCGGCAGAAGUUAAGUUUGAAAAUAAAUCCAUAUCUUGCUAAUGAAUGCUCAGAACAAUAAGAAGCCAUUUAUAUGUGAUUAGUGUGGAGUUUCAGAUAGAUGCUAACUCCUUGAGGAUUCACUUAAGAGAGAAUGUCAUCAAACUGUUUCCUGUCUGAAACUCCUACCACUCUGGAGUCAUGUAGUAACUCUCAUCUGACAGAAGUCUUAAAUGAGACGAUAAAGAAAGAAUUUCACAUCUUUAGUGUGAAGAGUUAAAUCAAACGGCCCUGAAAUGUGGAGUGCUACAAAAAAAGAGCAAUUUCAGUAAUCAGUUGUGCAUUCAUUUUGGAGGAAAACAAUAUAAGAUGUGAGAAAUGUGAGACCAUAUUUGUAUUAUUUGUUUUGUCUUUACUCUUAAAAAUACACAUUGUUAGUUAUUUAUAUUUAAAAAUGUGGUUUCACAAAAUGAACAAAAAAAAUGUUGCAAUGGCCAGGGUAAAAAGAUAAACAAGAAUGAAUAUGAACAUAUUUUUACAUUCAGGGCACAAUGUUAUAUGUUGUUGUUUUAUAUUUUGAUCACCAUACUAUGUAUUUACAGGUGCAAUCAGAAAUAUUCAACCCCCUCAACUCAAAAUACAUUAUAGUGAUAUCGAUGAACAAUCAUGAAAACAAUUACAUGCCAGAAAUACUGCUGGUUUAUGUCCAACCAAAACUCUAAAGUCUUAAGCCGUGUUUCCACCACAGGAACUAGGGACUUUGGGCUGGUACUUGGUGUGUUUCCACCGCAGGAACCAGGAACUAAAUAAAGUUCCGGGUAAAAAAAUGCCCCUCAGAAAGUCCCUGCUGGCGAGGUGGUACUUUUUCAAAGUUCAGGAACUUUCGGGGGCGGGACUUUGGCGCUAAACAUCCUGAUUGGUUGAGUUCACGCAGCAUUGGUUGAGUUUAACCACCAUUUAUUCGGAUCAACAUUUUCAAAAUAUUACUGUUAUUGUGUCAUGAAAUGUAAUUUUAAAAGUAUUUCAGGCGAGAAUGUAGUUGUUUAAAACUCAAAUCUGUGGUUUAUUUACAAAGACAGCGCCUAUUUAAAAAUGUGUUUCGCCGAUCUCUGAGACGGUGAGCUCCACUCGAUCAGCGGGAGCUCAGUCCUCAUGUAUCCGCAGAGAGCAGCCUCUCCUGGGAUAGACCUUCUGAUAUGUGCCGCUGGCUCUGAUGUGUCUUUAGUGGUUAAACAUAACAUAUAAUUCAGUUGCAGGGUAAAUCUAACAGGUUUUCUUUGGUCUGUAUUCAAUUUAUCUAUAUGUUAAAAUGAAAAUAAAAAGGCGAAUCUAUAUAAUAUUCGUUUCAUUGUAAUGGCUGCAUAUACACAUAUCCCUGAACUAAGUACAUUUCUGCAGCUGUUAUUAUGCUUAAAUGAAAACCAAAGGAGGCGUUGGUAUUUGAUAUCCUAUUUCGUUUUAUUGUAAAUAUACAGAGGUAAUAUACAGUAUUCGCGUCGUCGCUGACAUCACACUCCCCAGUCGAAUGCACAAAGUCUGAACUAACUACCGAUGAUGCACGUCCAAAAUCAGUAAUUAUUAUUAUUUUUUUUGUAUUUAUUUUUUUAAAUCAGCGGUACUUUGUAUUGAGAAACGCGCGCAGACCUACGUCACCAGUCUAUUUGCCUAAUCUUCCCGGUACUUUACACCGCGGUGGAAACGCAGAAAGCAACAGGUCUGGGGGGGGAAAAAGUUCCUGGUACAAAUGUUCCGGGUAAUUUCGGUGGAAACGCGGCUUUAUUCAAAUUCCUCCUGGCAUGUUCUAGUGGAAUUUUGAUGUUCCUUGUGGUCAAGAGUGGAGUGCGUCUUGGAGUCCAGCAAUGAAGUCCUUGUUUAUUCAGUGCAUGUCUUAUAGUUGCUCCUGAAGGUCUUGUUCCAGGCUAGGAGUCUCGCAGUCACACAGGUUUUUCUUGGUUAUCCUGACUAAUGCCGCUUUUCCACUGUGUGGUACAUCUUGGCUCAGUUUGCAUUUCCACUGCAGUUUAGUAACACCUUAGAGUGCGUGGGAUUACUUGCGUCAUUGCGAAAAAAUAACCCCCAUCAAGUUCUCGAUGGAUCUGCUCCUCUGCUGUCAACAAGAGGAAAGUCUGUACUUCCUCAACAGACACCGAAACAGCCAUUUUUUGGUUGUUAAAAAAGGUGCGUUCAUUCAAAACAGUUGCAUUCGAUCCUUUGCUGUCUGUGCUGAUUUAAAUCCAGCUGUUCAGUGAGCUGUACCAUGCAGUGGAAAAGCACCAUAACUUGUUAUGUGCCCUUGAUGUAAUGUUAGGUUUUCUUCCAUGGCCAGGCAUGUUUGCCUCUGUUCCAUAAGCCUUAAACUUCGUUAUGCUCCUGAUGGUGUCUCUUGUAAUGUAAGUUUUUGGGAAAUCUUAUUAUACCUAAGGCCUUACAGGUGUGAUGAAAUGAUCUCUCUCAGGUUUUGUGGAAGCUCCUUUGUUUUUCCCAUGAAUGUAGAUCACCUUGUGAAUACCUUCAUGGGUGGGGUUUAUGCAUCACUGCUGAAGCAAGUCAGGGUUUAUUAUAGAGCUCCCAAAGGCUUAAUUUUGUAUAGAAAACUUAAAGGAAAACUUUAAAAACAACAUAAUUUAAUGUUUAUGAUUGAAACUGUACAUGUUGUUGUGCAUAUCAUGUAUGUGAGUUGGUCUUGCUCUCUUUUUUUCUCCAUUCUUUUAUGUUGAGAAUUGUAAACACAUGCCACAAUUUUGCUUGGAA
Molecule: messenger RNA, 10846 nt
Organism: Carassius gibelio (silver crucian carp)
Lineage: Eukaryota; Metazoa; Chordata; Actinopteri; Cypriniformes; Cyprinidae
Product: zinc finger protein 585A
Exons: 5
Coding region: 167-8158 (2663 amino acids)
Biological process (GO): regulation of transcription by RNA polymerase II
Molecular function (GO): DNA-binding transcription factor activity, RNA polymerase II-specific; RNA polymerase II cis-regulatory region sequence-specific DNA binding
Source: RefSeq, a predicted model, not a curated record